Messenger RNA from Hyposmocoma kahamanoa, 1864 nucleotides. RefSeq names its product connectin-like (gene Con). The coding region runs from base 1 to 1572 and encodes 523 amino acids. Lineage: Eukaryota; Metazoa; Arthropoda; Insecta; Lepidoptera; Cosmopterigidae. Gene Ontology annotation, molecular function: protein binding. The record is from RefSeq and is a predicted model, not a curated record. The transcript has 2 exons.
AUGGAGCCACGGAUCGCUGGGAUAAUGUACAUUUUGAUCACUUUCGCUCUCGUCAACGAAAUAGCAUUUAAUGUUCAAGCGAGAGACAACAACAACAAGCGGCGCGCCAAGGAAAAGACUGGCGGCUUCCAAAAGAAUAUCUGCGACAUAACCGAUAGAGACUCAAAAGUUCACUGUUAUUGUGAAAACACGCGAGAACCACGGAAUGCGUCGAAAGCGGAAUGCUGGGUAUUCAACGGUGGCAUACCCCGCGACGAUCUCAUCUGGCAGAGUUUCGCGUCGCAACCAACUUUGCAAACUUUGUCUUUUAACGUCCGCGUCGAUGGCGCUUUAGGCUACGUGCCCACAAAAGCGCUCCAUUACUUACAAAGACUCCGAUCCAUUAACAUUAAGUAUGGGAACAUAGUCGACGUCACUUCGUUCGCGUUCGCCAACUUAACCAAUCUAAAGGAGGCGACUUUAUCUCAAAAUCAAAUUGAAACGCUCCAGCAAUACGCAUUCGCCCAUUUACCGAAUAUUACCACGAUAAAUCUAGAGGAUAAUAUGAUUAUUGAAGUCGGAACAUUAGCGUUUUACGAGGUACCAAAGUUGCAGAAACUUGUGUUUACAAAAAAUAACAUAUCGUCGAUUAAGGAUGGAGCAUUCCAGCAUACGUUCAAUCUACUGGAAUUGGACCUGAAUAAAAACAACAUAUGCCAUUUGAACCGUCGCACGUUUGAUGGAUUGGCCAACUUGAGGAAAUUGGAUCUGCGAAGAAACCGCAUUUACAAUCUAACUGAGUUCACUUUUGCAGAGCUGUGGAACUUACAAGAAUUGUUGCUGGGGAAAAAUGACCUCAAGCAUAUUUCUGAACGUGCCUUCGAUGGCUUGUCUCAACUACGAAAGUUGUCCCUAGAUGAUAAUAAAUUGGCUUCGCUCCCGAAGGGGUUGUUUGAGGGUGUGAGGGGAUUGAGCUCACUGGAUUUGCGUUCUAACGAACUACAUGCAUUAACUUACGACAAUAUCAAGCCUAUAUUGGACAACUUGAAACCGCAGAACAGCAAUUUGCUUCUCGAAGAAAACAACUUUUUAUGCGACUGCCGUCUCAAAUGGAUGCACGCUCUUCGAAAUGACACAAAAAGUCAGAACACUAAGGAUUCUCUGGAACUAGUUACUUGCAAACUUGAUCCUCCGAUCGUUAGUUCGGCUUACAAUAAGAUUGAGCCUGUCGAUACCAAACUGGACUACAACCAAGAAAUUUUACAUCCAGGACUAUCAAUUGAGACUUCAGAUGAUAAAAAAAAUGGAACAGAAAACCUUGAAGACUUAAAAGAACAUGGAAGUAAUGAAAUAAGUUCAUCUAAAAAAGAAAUAAAAAGAAACGUACUGAAGAUAAAACCUGAAGCACUUCCAUGCCCGAAAGAAGCUGAAAAAACCACAGAAAUGCCUCCACAUGUUAUAGAUCCAGUUGUUCCAAUACAGAACGAAAUGAAAACCUUCAGGUUUCGUGAUACGAUGAGUAUUUCCCAUCAGCUGCACUAUUCGAGUAAUUUAGUUUCAUGGGGUGUGUGCUUAGUCUUAUUCUUUAUUUAGGUAUUGUAAGCUAAUUGUGUGAGUCUAGUCAUUAAUAAGUGAAGUGCUGACUUAUGACACUUGAAAGUAAACACUGAAUUUUUCAGAUACAAAAUUGAACUUUUUUUGAGGAGCUACAUCAAAUAUUAUAUUAAUUGUUUUAUAUUUAUGUCUCUUAAACUCGUUUUCAGAAUUAAUUUCAAUAAUAUGAUUUGUAAUUUUAUGAAUUUAAAAGUCGAGUUUUUUUAAACUGUUCAGGUAAAUAAACUAAGUAGACGAUUAGUUUGCUUUGAAAAAUAUUUUUAUCAUUACC